CGGUUUUUUGGGUGGUGGUCUUACCCGCUCUGUCAGUGAGGGGGCAGCGGGGGCGCCCUACAAAUCAGCUCCCUUUGCUCAGAAGGGUGGCUGGGUGGGUGGGUCACCUCUCUCCCUUUAUUAUUCUCUCUUUUUUUGGGGGGGGGUCCCAGUUUCUUCCUCACUUCAAAGACCAAAUCUCCCUCCCCCUCCCCUUUUUAAAAUUGUGGAUAAUUUCCUAAGUGUGUGGGUCACACCCCCCACUUGUGUUUUGAGGCUGGGGGUCCCUUUCUCUCUUCCUCCCCUCUUUUCUUUCAGGGGGGCAAAUUAUUCCCUUGAAAAUUUUAAGGGGCGGCAUCUUCUUUUGGGGUGUAUUACCGCCCUACCCCGUUUUUCUAUAUUCCUUUUUUGCGUGGGUUAAGGGUCGUUUGUACCUCCUUCCUUUACUUCAGGGGACAGUUCUUUGGCAUCCCUUGAGACCUUAAGAAUUGCAUUCAACAGCUUUGAGGAGGACCUCUCCCCUGUUUUCUUUUAUUGGGGAUAAUGAUAUAUAUCUGCCAGGUUGUGUUUUUGUUUUUUGGCGGGGGAGUAAUCCACUCCUUCCUUGGGGUCCUCCCUCCUCUUACUCAAAUUCUCACCCCCUCCAUCUCCUAGACAUUGAUGGGCAGCACCUUCUCCUUUGAGGCUGUGUUUUUAUUUUGAAAAUUUCUUUCCCUCUGUAUGUGUCCCCCUCCCCUACUUUCUGAGACUUCUCAAAAUACAGCAUCCUGUGGGCAAGUCUCUACUAUUCUGGAUACCUCUAUAUUAUAUAUUUCCCAAGGCUGGGCUAGUUCAUAUCACCCCUUCACUCACACACACAUUUCUUUAUGGGAAAUGGCAUCUUUCCCAGUAUCCACUGGACAUCUCCUCCACUCCACUUCCUAGGACAGACCUUACACUGAACGUUGCUCUCUGCUUGGAGCAAAACUGUAAUGUGAAAACUCCCUGUUCCUUAGCCUCUACAACAAGGUAGAGGAACAGGACUUCUGCCCUUGGGAGACUAGAUUUGGUCCUUCUCAUUUGCUAGGCUCCCCUUCUCCCUUGUUAUUUGGUCAACAUGAAUUUCUCCGAGGUAUUUAAACUCUCCAGUCAGUUGUGCAGGUUCUCUCCGGAUGGAAAAUGCUUGGCCUCAGGUGUCCAGUAUCGUUUGGUGGUUCGUGAUGUAAACACUCUCCAAAUUCUGCAGCUCUUCACCUGCCUAGACCAAAUCCAGCACAUUGAGUGGUCUUCAGAUUCUCUUUUUAUAUUAUGUGCAAUGUACAAGCGUGGAAUUGUGCAGGUCUGGUCCUUGGAGCAGCCUGAUUGGCACUGCAAGAUCGAUGAAGGCUCAGCGGGACUCGUGGCUUCUUGCUGGAGUCCGGAUGGCCGUCACAUUCUCAAUACUACAGAGUUCCACCUGCGGAUAACUGUCUGGUCCUUGUGUACAAAAUCUGUGUCUUAUAUCAAGUAUCCCAAGGCCUGUCAGCAGGGAAUAGCAUUCACAAAGGAUGGCCGGUACAUGGCCUUGGCAGAGAGGAGGGACUGCAAAGACUACAUCAGCCUCUUUGUAUGCAGUGAUUGGCAGCUUCUGAGGCAUUUUGAUACUGAAACACAGGACCUGGCUGGGACAGAAUGGGCGCCGAAUGGCUGCGUGUUGGCGGUGUGGGACAGCUGCUUGGAGUAUAAAGUUUUGCUGUACUCCCUCGACGGGCGUUUGCUGUCCACAUACUGUGCUUAUGAAUGGUCACUAGGCAUUAAAUCUAUCGCCUGGAGCCCCAGCAGCCAGUUCUUGGCAAUCGGCAGUUAUGAUGAAAAGGUGCGCAUUCUGAACCAUGUGACUUGGAAGAAAAUUACAGAAUUUGAGCAUCCUGCAAACAUUGCUAGCCCAAAGAUAAUUGUCUAUAAGGAGGUGGAGAAAUCGCCAGCAGUUGAAGUGGAGAAACUUGCCUUCCCCCCUACCAAGAAAAUGGCAAUCUCUCUCUUUAGCACGAAGAGCAAAUAUGAAAUUGCCCAGGUCCCAGUUUCUUUGCAUCAUGUCAAACCUGCGGUAGACCGAGCAAAUCCUAGAAUUGGAGUUGGAAUGUUAGCUUUUAGCUCAGAUAACUGCUUCCUGGCGACCAGAAAUGAUAAUAUUCCUAACGCUAUUUGGAUCUGGGAUGUCCAAAAGAUGAAGCUGUUCGUGAUCCUGGAGCAGCUGUGUCCCGUCCAGCUUUUCCAGUGGGAUCCCCGUCAGUCCCGGCUUGCCAUUUGUACUGGGAACAGCAGAGUGUACCUCUGGUCCCCAGCAGGAUGCGUGUCUGUACAGGUACCAGUGGAAGGUGACUUCCAGGUAACUUCUCUGUGCUGGCACUCCAGUGGGGACUCUCUGGCUCUCCUGAGUAAGGACAAUUUUUGUAUGUGUUAUUUAGAAAAAGAAGAGGAAGAUGUGAAAUAGCUACACCCAAAGCUAAGCUGGGUUAAAACGGAAGCCUGGUUUUGUGUACUGGUUCUCCAGCAUUGCAAGUGGAGGGGGAGGGUAGAGAGAAACUGCUGCUGGGCUUAGUCUGUAUAUAGAUGUGUGGAAGCUUGUAUUUGCCCUUGAUGCACUUUAAACAGCUGAGCAGUAUAAAAUGUUAUGAAAUAGUGAGGAAACAGGUGUUUUAGCUUUAAACUUCUAGAUCCAUUUACAACAUAAUGUGUAUCUUAGUGUGUAAACUACUUAGUUUAUUUUGAAAAUAAAACAUUUUUGUUACAUAAUGUAUUAUUAAAA
This is a messenger RNA of Podarcis raffonei (Aeolian wall lizard), 2746 nucleotides long. RefSeq names its product WD repeat containing, antisense to TP73 (gene WRAP73). Gene Ontology annotation, cellular component: mitotic spindle; microtubule organizing center; MWP complex. Gene Ontology annotation, molecular function: protein binding. NCBI's taxonomy places the organism in Eukaryota, Metazoa, Chordata, Lepidosauria, Squamata, Lacertidae. The transcript has 12 exons. Gene Ontology annotation, biological process: microtubule anchoring at mitotic spindle pole body; protein localization to mitotic spindle pole body; mitotic sister chromatid segregation. The coding region runs from base 1076 to 2431 and encodes 451 amino acids. The record is from RefSeq and is a predicted model, not a curated record.